This is a messenger RNA of Vicia villosa (hairy vetch), 1457 nucleotides long. RefSeq names its product agamous-like MADS-box protein AGL30. Bases 166 to 1269 code for a protein of 367 amino acids. Gene Ontology annotation, molecular function: RNA polymerase II cis-regulatory region sequence-specific DNA binding; DNA-binding transcription factor activity, RNA polymerase II-specific; protein dimerization activity. Lineage: Eukaryota; Viridiplantae; Streptophyta; Magnoliopsida; Fabales; Fabaceae. The record is from RefSeq and is a predicted model, not a curated record. The transcript has 11 exons. Gene Ontology annotation, biological process: regulation of transcription by RNA polymerase II.
ACCGAUUUUUCUGGUCACCCUCUAGUGUUCACCAUCAUCAUCAUCAUCCAAUCUCUAUAAUACUUACCUCUAUCAUUCAAUUAAAUCCUUCGUUACCCCAACAAUAUUUUCGAUUAUCAAUCCUUCAACUCUCAUUGUUGCAUGUUAUGGUUAUGAAUUUGUAGGAUGGGGAGGGUGAAACUAAAGAUAAAGAGGUUGGAGAAUACAAAUGGUCGACAAUCAACGUAUGCAAAAAGGAAGAAUGGAAUAAUGAAGAAAGCUAGUGAAUUAUCUAUAUUGUGUGAUAUAGAUAUUAUACUUCUCAUGUUUUCUCCUGGUGGAAAACCUUCAUUAUGCACAGGGAGACGCAGCAACUUUGAGGAGGUGAUGGCAAAGUUUUCUCAACUAACCUCACAAGAAAGGGCAAAGAGGAAAUUGGAGAGUCUUGAAGCACUAAAGAAAACGUUUAAGAAGUUAGAUCAUGAUGUGGUUAUUCAAGACUUUUAUGGUACAAGUAGUCAAACUGUUGAGGAUUUGAGCGAUCAAGCUAAGGAAUUACAUAACCGAAUUUCUCAGAUUCAAGAGCGACUAAGACAUUGGAAUGACAUUGAGAAAAUUAGUGGUGUGGAUGAAUUAGGACGGAUGGAAAAUUCACUCAAAGAGUCUCUUAAUCAAAUUCAUACUCAGAAGGAAAAUGCACAAAAACAACAACUAGCAUCACUUCAAUGCAAUAACCAGUUCAAUGAAUUGCAUGUUCCCUACAAAAUGAGUACUCCACAGCAAUUUCAAUCUCUUCCAUGGAUGGUUAAUGGUGAUAGUCAGAAUAUAGUACUUCCUGAAGAACCAAACUUGCUUCUCCACAAAGAUGUAGAGGGCUCAACAAGCUCAUCAUUUGGAAGCUAUGCAAGUUAUCUUGGCUCAAGCACCAAACCAAACAUAUCCAAUUCCAGUCAAGAAAAUUGUGUUCUUAGUGACAUGAGCAAUAAUGCUACAGCACCUCCUGUGAGAUUGCCAUUUAAUGGACAGUUUUCAUACAUUCCAAACAAUUUCAACAUAAUGAAUGAUAUGAAGCUUCAACCAGCUACAACAGGGAUGAAUAAUAAUAAUCCACAUGAAAACCAAGUAGAUAAUUACCAUGUCAAUGGAAACUUUGAAGCACCUAAACAAGGGUUUGAUCAAUCUAACCACCAUGGUUGGACUUCAAAUUCAGGUCCUUGUGCUGUUAAUCUCUUUGAUGAAAAUUUGUAUCCACAGCCAAAUUUUCCACAAGUUCAUUUUGGCUUCACAUAGAAGAUUUUUUAUUUUUCUUCUUCUUUUGUUUCCUUGUUUUAUGGUAUAUUCCUGCAUGAUUUCCUUCUGCAUUGUUGCACUUUUUGGUAGCAUAUUAGAACUGUAAGUAACUUACAAUAGAGAGAAAAUUACUUAUAGUGUAAUUGCAAAGUAUAUACUUAUUCUUCCGAAAUCUUUAAUAAUAGAAA